Messenger RNA from Rosa rugosa (rugosa rose), 2973 nucleotides. Its product is annotated as probable myosin-binding protein 5. The coding region runs from base 174 to 2720 and encodes 848 amino acids. Gene Ontology annotation, molecular function: myosin binding. Lineage: Eukaryota; Viridiplantae; Streptophyta; Magnoliopsida; Rosales; Rosaceae. The transcript has 4 exons. The record is from RefSeq and is a predicted model, not a curated record.
AGGUACAGGGAGAAAGGUCAUGAUCUAGGCACGGUCUGCUCCACCAAGGUCAUGAUCUUCCAUCUCAUCAGCCUCUGAGUACUCUCAUUUUUCGACUCCAUAUUCGUAACAACCUUCAAAUUUCCAAUCUAAUUAAACCCACCAAAAGUUCCUUGGUAUAUUACGUUUGUUUCAUGAGUUCAAACAAGAAAACAAUGGCAAAGGGACGCUUCACCCUUUAUGUGGAGCGAAACAUGGGAGAGCUCUCACGCUUCAUGGUCUAUGCUGUGCUUGAAUGGGUCUUGAUCAUUCUGCUCUUCAUUGAUGGCUUUUUUGCUUUUGUUGCCAAUGAAUUCGCCAAGCUAUUUGAGCUCAGAUACCCCUGCUGGCUUUGCACCAGGAUCGAUCACAUUCUCGUUAACAGAGGUCGUGAUUUCUAUUAUAAUGAUUCCAUAUGUGAAUCACACAAGAAAGAUGUCUCAUACCUUGCUUACUGCCACAACCACAAGAGGCUAUCCGACAUAAGAAAGAUGUGUGAGGCAUGUCUUCUUUCAUUUGCAACCGAAAAAGAGUCUGAUUUCGACACAUACAAGUCCCUAGUUGGGAUCUUACACAAGGAUCUCGAGUGCUUGGUGGAGGAUGAUGAACAUCAAAUUCAGCUGAGUGUGCCUGCAGCAAGGACAUGGGAGGAUGCAGGGUCGAUUGAGAAGAGUAAGGACAGCAUGACCAUAGGGUGUUCGUGUUGCGGUGCGCCAUUGAAGUUGAGUUCAGCUUCCUCCUACUCAAAAGCAAAGAGUGUUAGCGGGCUAGCGCAAGCUCCUACGCCUUCUCCACGAGCACCCCCAGGGAGAAAUGAUGAUAAUCCUGGUUUGGACUUGCCCCCUAUUCGAUACCCAGAACUCAAGUUUAUGUCUGAUAAUGAGUCUGAGCUUCCAGAGGAUGAGUAUGGAACACAUACGAAAAAUCAAAAGGAAGAUCCGAAAGCUGCUACAUUCCCAUUAUUGUCAGAAGGUGAUGAGUUAACUGAUGAUGCUAAUAGGACUCCUAUAUAUGGCAGAGGAAACAGGUUCUUUGGAAUCCCACUUUCAGAUUCAGCUCAAAAUAGUCCUAGGGUGGCUAUGAGGAUUUCAAAGAAAUCACCACUCGAAAAGAGCGAGUUUGCUUUGGAAUCGGUUGAUGGAAAUCUUCCAAAUGAUGCGGAUUGUGAUUCAAUUUUGCACCGUCUGAAGAGACAGGUCCGCGUGGACAGGAAGUCACUGAUGGCUUUGUACAUGGAACUCGAUGAAGAAAGAAGUGCUUCAGCUGUAGCAGCCAACAAUGCAAUGGCUAUGAUCACAAGGCUACAAGCAGAGAAGGCUGCUGUUCAGAUGGAGGCAUUGCAAUAUCAGAGAAUGAUGGAGGAGCAGGCGGAGUAUGACCAAGAAGCCCUGGAAGCAACAUAUGAUUUGCUUGCCAAGAGAGACGAUGAUCUCAGGGUUUUAGAGGCUGAAAUAGAGGCUUAUAGGGAGAAAUAUGGAUUGUUGAAGGAAUUUGUCUACAAGGACCAAGAUGAGGCUGGUGAAUGUGGUACUCCUCUAAGCGUAAAGUAUGGCGCAAACAACAUGCAAAAUGAUCAAGCCGGGUCAGCAAAGGAGGAAAAUGCAGACGCUGCCCUCGGUGAAAGUUUGAAACCACUAAAAGGGGAGAAGACUUACCUACUUGGGCGGUUCAAGAAACUAGACAAGAUGAGAAACUCAUCAUCUAACGGGUUCUUGCCAGAUGGUCUGAAUGAGGAUGAGAUAGGAAAUGGAAACAAAGCUGCCCUAACAAGGCAAUUGUCGUUGUUGUCUCAUCUUAGUGAUAGAGUGAAGGCUCUUGAAUCUGACACUGGAUUCUUAGAGUAUGCUGCUAAGACACUUGAGAAACAUAGUGAAGGAACAAAACUUUUGACAGAGAUAACUCAAAAUUUACAGAAGCUCCGGCACCUUGUGAAUCUUCCUACUGAAGAACAAAACAAGACGCCUCCGGCGGAACAAAAAAAGGAGCAAAACAAGACGCAUCCGGAGGAAAAAAAGAAGACGCAUCCGGAGGAACAAAAGAAGGAGCAAGGUAAGGCGCCUGUAGAGGAACAAAAGAAUGAGCAAAGUAAGACGCCUCUAGAGGAACAAAAGAAGGAGCAAACCAAGACACCUCCAGAGGAACAAAAGAAUGAGCACGGUAAGAUGCCUCUAGAGGAACAAAAUAAUACGCAUCCGGAGGAACAAAAGAAGACGCCUGCGGAGGAACAAAAGGAGCAAAACAAGAAGCCUCCGGAGGAACAAAACAAGAUGCUUCCAGAGGAACAAAAGAAUGAGCGAAGUAAGACACCUUCGGAGGAACAAAGUAAGACGCCUCUGGAUGAACAAAAGAAGGAGCAAAGUAAGACGCCUUCGGAGGAACAAAACAAGACGCUUCCAGAGGAACAAAAGAAUGAGCAAAGUAAGACACCUUCGGAGGAACAAAGUAAGACGCCUCUGGAGGAACAAAAGAAGGAGCAAAACAAUACGCCUAUGGAGGAACAAAUGAAGGAGCAAAGUAAGAUCCCUUCGGAGGAACAAAAGAAUGAGCAAAGUAAGACACCUUCGGAGGAACAAAAUGAGCAAAAGAAAACGCUUUCGGAUGAACAAAAUAAGAUUCCUCCGGAAGAACAAAACAAGACGUCUCCAGAAGAACAGAAAAAGCAACAAAAAGACCUUACUUCCAUAGUAAAAAGUUGGUUCUAAUGAUGCUAGGAUACUGUCGGUUUUUCGUGAUGCCAGAGAUUCAGAGAAGGUAGAAACGAGAGGUGAAACAGUUUACAUCGCUGACGAGCAAACCCCAUAAGGAAGGACCUGGAGGACCAGCAGGCAUUGCUUGAAAUGUAUUAAUUCAUAGAGUUUUUCUCUUUCAGUAGAGUUGUUGCUUCAUGUAUGGAUCCAAACGCAUAUGAUUUUUCUGUACUUAUAUUCCCUUUCUAAAUAGACAUUUUUUUACCAA